UUUCUAGUAAGUUGUGUUUUCUCUCGACUAUGCCGGAACCAGCUAAAUCCGCUCCAGCCCCGAAGAAGGGCUCCAAGAAGGCGGUGACCAAGGCGCAGAAGAAGGACGGCAAGAAGCGCAAGCGCAGCCGCAAGGAGAGCUACUCGGUCUACGUGUACAAGGUGCUGAAGCAGGUCCACCCCGACACCGGCAUCUCGUCCAAGGCCAUGGGCAUCAUGAACUCGUUCGUCAACGACAUCUUCGAGCGCAUCGCGGGCGAGGCGUCGCGCCUGGCGCAUUACAACAAGCGCUCGACCAUCACCUCCAGGGAGAUCCAGACGGCCGUGCGCCUGCUGCUGCCCGGGGAGCUGGCCAAGCACGCCGUGUCGGAGGGCACCAAGGCCGUCACCAAGUACACCAGCGCCAAGUAAACAGUGAGUUCGCUGUAAACUCAAACCUAACGGCUCUUUUAAGAGCCACCCAUAUGCUCAAAGACAGAGCUGGUGCUUGUUUUCCGUAUAUGCUGGGUAUUUUUUGGUAGCUUAUUACUGUAUUUAGUCUGCGAACUAAUUACUGAACAAUAUUUCAGGAUCCUUCCUGUCGCGGUAAACUCGACAUGCACUAGCAACAAAAAUAACAUUAUGUGACCCUGGCAAAGCUCUAACUCUGUAAAGUAACAUAACGCCCGGAGCUUACUGUCAUUAGGAACUUCCUGCAUUUCAGUAGGGCUGUGCCACCAGUUCUGGCAACUAUUAGAUUAAGUAACGAUGGAAGAGAAAAUUCUUCAGUUCGAAGCAAAUUCAAAUACUCCCUGGGCAUCUGUCAGGGAUAAGAGUUGGAUUCGCGCCCCGGUGCAGAGGUUGCGCGGGCAGUUUGAAUUUGCCCGCGGAGCGCCCGCCUUUCCUCUCCGCGUCCUGAUUGGUUGCCGGGAUCCGGGAAGCACUCGCAGGGCUGGGCGCGCGGAGGAUUCCGCUUCCCGCCUUCCUCAGCCCAGCGCUCGUAGGCUCUUUCAGCAAACAUUGUCGGGUAAUCCAUCCAGCUUUUCAUUGUUUCCUUUUCUUUAGUGUUUUAUCCCUUUCGGGAAUGAGAUUAUUUCUUCUCGAAAUUUUCGCUGGAGAGAAAGGAAUUUGAAGGAUGUAGUAUUCAGUCUGAGAAAUGCCAAUGCUUUAUUUCUAAUUAGUAUACUACUCUCCUUUUGCCGUACGUUCAGGUAAUAGAAAAUAUUAUAAGACGAAACGACUAUUUCGGAUCCAAUGAAGUCACAGAAGCUUGAGGACAUUUAUCCCAGACUCUCUGAAACAAAAUCACUUUCUAUUUUAAAGUUCCUUUACUUAGUAUUUUAAAUCCUUUUUUUUUUGGCUUUGCCUGGACCCAGUGAGGAGAAACAAAUUCCGCGUCAUUCAAGUUGUCAUAAAUGAGAACCAGUCAUCCAACGAACAAUGUUUCUGUAGAUUGUAACUAUUCAAAAUUCUGUCUCUUUUAGGUAAAAAGCCAUGACCUAUAAAGCAUUUGGAAGCUUCCACUAUGGUUGUUUUGGGUUUAGGUAGUAAUUUUAAAUGAAUUUAAAUAGAUAAAUUACUACCUAAUAUAAGUAAAGCAGCUAAUCUUAGCACAGUGAUGUCUAAAACUGGAUUUUGUUAAAUGCAGUGUCGAAUAUACGCUUCUGCACUGACUCAGUUGACUCCAUGACUGAAGUCCUGUCCACGUUUCCAGGCCCACUUCAAUCUUACCUGCUUUCUGAAAUUUCUUCCUUUUUGGACCUUCUUCCAAGAGCUUGUCCAGCAUUUGGAAGUGGCCUCCAUAUAGGUUCUCAUAUGUAUCUACUUGAGUUGCUGCUGUUUGUUGUGCUUCCACAUACAGAAUGUACGCUCAUUAUGACAUGAAAAAUAAAGAAGUAAAGGAAGGAAGCUAAAAGUUCCUGUCCUUCACCGUCUCCAUCCCACACUAAUGAUAACUGAGUCCCAUAAAUAAACAGAACAUAAGGGAUUUUUGUCAUUUCUUAUCUUAUGUGUCACAUGAGCCCCCUGAUUCUCUCCAUUAAUCCACGUAAUCAGAUAAUUUCUGAGCCAAAUAGUUUUUUUUGUUGUUUCUUUGUCUUAUAGGGUAUAGGAAUCAAAUAAAACGCCAGAAUUUGGGGGAAAAUGAGAGAGAUUGGGACAGAAGAGUCAUAGGCAGUAGUCUAUCCUCAGAAGACAAUUCAUAAAGACUAAAGUUUUGAAAACUACAAAGUUGAAAAUGUCUCAGCCGAUUCUCCUAUUACUCAGAAAAUUAAACUGCCUAUGGGAUAAACAAAUCAGCAUUUUAUUUAGGGUGUCUUCGUGCUACAUAACUCUUCCCAGUUACAGAAUAUAUAGAUGACCUCACAAUAGAACUAGAAGAGAAAUAGAUCCUGGAUUAGGAGCUAUUUCCUGUAACUGAAAAGACUUUGCCUGCUCCUUAAGGUAGACAUGGGUAAUGAAACAACAUGCGCACGAUGUCGGCAAUUGUUGAAGCAUGCGUGAUGGACACUGGGAGGGUGGCACCGAGAGGAAUCAAGCGUUGGCAGGGAGAAAUUCCGGCGCUGAACUGAGGGAACAAGAAGAGAGGGCGUCUGCACGACGGAGGACUCAGCAGCAGUCCCCUCCUUCCAUCCCACAGGCUGGAGUGGAUUUAAGAUGCACUAUCGCCAUCUUGUGGCCCAUUAGGAUAAUGAACUAAAACUUUGUUUUGUGUUAUGGUUUCUAUCAGGCAGGCCAUUGCUAGGGUUUAAUAACUGCACAUAAAGAAUACAGUAAACAGUCCUGCUUCCAACCCGGUCCUCAACUGCCCAACUCCCCCGUCAAUAACAAAGAACCAUGUUUAUUA
Molecule: messenger RNA, 2823 nt
Organism: Equus caballus (horse)
Lineage: Eukaryota; Metazoa; Chordata; Mammalia; Perissodactyla; Equidae
Source: RefSeq, a predicted model, not a curated record